CGACACUGACGCUGGCCCGUUCCGUCGCUUGUUGUCUGCCCUGCCCCGGCUGUUGUUGUUGUUGUUUUUUCUCUGCCGCCGCCCCUAUUGUCUUCCCCUAUGCACUCCUCAACCACCACAACCACUACCAUGGCUGAGGACUCCAAAGGCCAGUCUCGCCUGACGUCUCACGUCAGGGCCGAGUUGAACUUCAAAUAUUGCGACUUUCUGUUGCUGGCUUGCUGUUUCUGCUCCGGUCUGCUGGACAGCACCAUGUACAACGCGUACAACACCUUCGUUUCCAUGCAAACAGGAAACACCAUUUUCCUGGGUCUGGGUGCCUCCGGCCAGGAUUCCCGACCGUACGACUGGGCCCGAUCCCUGACGGCCAUCGUCUGCUACGCGCUCGGGAGCUUCCUCUUCGCCCGUAUCAACAACUUCCUGGGCCCUAAACGCCGCGGCACGCUCAUCACCUCCUUCCUGCUGCAGGUGAUCCUGCUCAUCAUUGCCGCCGCCCUGGUCCAGAGCUCGGUCAUCACCAGCACGUUGGCCGAGGCCAAGGCCACCCCCUACAUCACCAACUGGAGCCAGGAGGCCACGAUCGUGCUGCUCAGCAUGCAGUCGGCCGGACAGACCGUCGCCAGUCGUGUGCUGGGCUACAACGAGGUGCCCACCGUUGUGAUCACCAGUCUCCUGUGCGACCUGAUGAUGGACCCGAAGCUGUUCCUGCUUCGCAACGAGAAGCGCGACCGUCGCGUCGUCGCCUUCAUUCUGACCCUGCUGGGUGCCAUCGCUGGUGGUGGGAUCAGCAAGGCCACGGGCAACAUCUGGGCGUCACUGUGGAUCAUCGCGGGCAUCAAGUUCGUCAUCGCGGUCGCGUUCACCUUCUGGCAUGUCAAGAAGUAGAUAGCUCGCUAGAUAGCCGUGAUUAGACCCUCUCCUCCAUACAAACCAAUCUCCAUACGUACCUUACCUCUCUUCCUAUUCUCCCUCCUCUUCCAUAUUUCAUCACAACGCCACCCACACAUUAUCCUCCGCAUAAUUCUCGGGCACCCACGACUCCCGGAAAUACCGCUCCAACACCACCUCCUGGUACGUCUGAUCGUCGACGCAAUAAGCGCCUCCAGUCGGGCCGAUAUGGGGGCAAUGCACAUCCGGGUUGUAGCGGACCAUGUUAUCGUGCACCUCGCGAC
Messenger RNA from Aspergillus heteromorphus CBS 117.55, 1172 nucleotides. RefSeq names its product YoaK family protein. The transcript has 2 exons. The record is from RefSeq and is a predicted model, not a curated record. The coding region runs from base 130 to 885 and encodes 251 amino acids. NCBI's taxonomy places the organism in Eukaryota, Fungi, Ascomycota, Eurotiomycetes, Eurotiales, Aspergillaceae.